GAAAACAGGUUGGCACCGUCACUGAUUGUUUCCAUCCAUCAGUAAAAUAGGGCAUUUGACAGAGCAGCCCUGAUCUCACCUAAAAUAGACCUGUACGUAUGUACUUACGUACUGAUAAUCUCUAUUCACAAUCUUACUUCCAUAGCCUCAUCAUGGCAAUGGGGGAGAAAAAUGGAGGGCUGUCUGUUCCUCAGUUUGGAGCAUGGGACUCCAAGAACCCGGUACCUACCAACUACUCCAUGGUGUUCACACGAGCCCGCGCUAAUAGGAAGCAGCACAAGUCCGAUGUCAGGCACGCCAGCCUUGGAAAUGAAAGGGAACUGCUAGCUGCUGCUUGCCAACAAGAAGAACCUGUCAUGAAGAGAAACAAGAUCUUGACCUACAUUCAUUGCUGUAUUAGGCCUUGAUUUCACAAGAACCUAGGGUUCAUCAACUCAUGUAAUUCUCAAGUAUUAAAAUAUAAAUUUCUAUUUUGUGAAUCUAUAGACAAGACGUGUCAUUAAUUCGAAACCUUGUAAUCUUUUGCUGUGA
Messenger RNA from Populus trichocarpa (black cottonwood), 531 nucleotides. RefSeq lists its product as uncharacterized. The transcript has 3 exons. Bases 99 to 407 code for a protein of 102 amino acids. The record is from RefSeq and is a predicted model, not a curated record. Lineage: Eukaryota; Viridiplantae; Streptophyta; Magnoliopsida; Malpighiales; Salicaceae.